GCCGGGCGACCCCCUGAGGCCGGUGGGAAUCCCCGGGAAGCGGACGGGCCAAGGCCUCCCCGGCGUGGGCGCUGCGGACCCCGCUGUCCCCGCACGGCCGCGGGUAGCCGCUCCCCACCCCGGGUGGCCCGCGCGGCGCGUGUGGGCGUCUAUCUGGGGUGCGCAGGGCGCCCCCACCCUCGCCGCCCCUCCCGCGUGGCCCCGAUAAGGACGCCGCUGGGGGCUGGCUCGCCGCCACGGGGACUUCUCCCUUUGACCGUCGCCGGACGCGGAACCGACCUCCGAGCCUCGGACGCGGCCGAGCGGCCUUUUGUGUGGCCGAGCCGGUGGCGCGGGGUUUUGGAAGAUGACCCCCAGCAGGGUGACCUCCAACGCUGUCUGCACACUGGCCGGAGAGAAAGUGUGAGCUGGUGUCACGUCAGUGUCUGGUCCCCCCCAAUGCUGGCGCCCUCCCCUCGAGGACGGCCCAAGUACUAUGCAUGUGAUGAACUGUGUCUCCCUGGUCAGCGAUAAGGAAAAUGGGGCUCCCGCCUCCGCAGCUGGAUUCAUGAUCAGCCAAACCCCGCCCCCGCCGCCGCCUCCCCCCACUCCUCCACCAUGUCCUUCGCCUGCGCCUCCCCCCCCACCUCCCCUCCCGGGGGGGCCUCCCGCCCCCCCUCCCCCGCCCGGACUGCCUCCAACCUCGCACGUGAACGGCCACCUGGGGAAGAAGAAACGGCUGCGGAGCUUUUUUUGGAAAACCAUCCCCGAGGAGCAGGUGCGCGGCAAGAACAACAUCUGGACGCUGGCGGCCCGGAAGCAGCAGCACUACCAGAUCGACACGAAGACCAUCGAGGAGCUGUUCGGGCAGCAGGACGGGACCCCCAAGGUCUCCCCUUCCAGGCGAGGGGCGGCGUCCCACUCGUCCUUCCGAGAGGCGAGGGAAGAGAUUACCAUCUUGGAUGCAAAACGGAGCAUGAACAUUGGGAUAUUUCUCAAGCAAUUUAAGAAGUCUCCCCAGUCCAUUGUAGAAGACAUCCAUGAAGGAAAGAGUGAGCAUUAUGGAGCAGAGACCCUGAGAGAAAUCCUUAAGCUUUUGCCAGAGUCGGAGGAGAUAAAGAAAUUAAAAUCCUUUGGCGGCGACGUGUCCAAGCUGUCCCUGGCAGACUCCUUUCUGCACUAUUUAAUUCAGGUGCCAAACUAUUUACUUCGGAUUGAAGCUAUGGUGCUAAAGAAAGAAUUUUUACCUUCUUGCUCUGCUCUGUACACAGAUAUCACAAUCCUAAGAACUGCUACAAAAGAACUGAUGUGUUGCGAGGAACUGCAUUCCAUACUGCACCUGGUGCUGCAGGCCGGCAACAUCAUGAACGCGGGAGGAUAUGCCGGCAAUGCGGUAGGAUUUAAACUGUCAUCUUUGCUCAAAUUGGCGGACACCAAAGCCAACAAGCCCGGCAUGAACCUUUUGCACUUUGUCGCUCAGGAAGCCCAGAAGAAAGAUGCUGUUCUUCUCAACUUUUCUGAGAACCUGCGUCACGUCCAGGAGGCUGCGAGAUUAUCUCUGGAUAACACUGAGGCCGAGCUGCACUCGCUGUCUGUCAGGACGAGAUCUCUGAGGGAAAACAUCCAGCAUGAUGGCGAACUUUGCCGGCAGAUGGAAGAUUUCCUUCAGUUCGCCACAGAGAAGCUGAGAGAGCUGGAGCAGUGGCAACAGCAGCUGCACGAUGAGGCCCACACCCUCAUUGACUUCUUCUGUGAAGACAAGGAGACCAUGAAGCUGGACGAGUGCCUUCAGAUCUUUCACGACUUCUGCCUCAAAUUCAACAAAGCAGUGAAGGACAACCACAACCGGCAGGUGCAGGAGCGGCGGCAGCAGCAGCGGCUCCAGGAGCUGGAGCAGAAGCGCCGGUCGUGGGCGGCGGGGGAGCUGGGGGGCUUCGGCCGCAGCAGCAGCGAGAACGACGUGGAGUUGCUGAGCAAGCGGGGCGCCGAGGACCUGCCCUCCUUCCUGAACCCCAGGCCCGUCAGCCCCUCCUACCGACCCCCCAACACCCGCCGCUCCCGCCUCUCUCUGGGUACCUCGGCCGACCGCGAGCUGCUGACGUUCCUGGAGAGCUCCACGGGCAGUGGCGGGGGCGGCGGGGACGGCAGCCCCGAGGAGCUCAAGUUCAACAGCCUCCCCAGGAGCAGCCCGAGGCAGCCCCGGCCCACGGUGGCCUGGAUGGAGCCGGCUCCGUCCAGCGCCCCUGACGCCAGGGCCGCCCCGGGUAGUCAGCAGGAGACCCCCGACCCACCCACAGCCUGGCGGAGCCACCCGCCUGCCCCGGACCCUGGGGACGCCCCUUGGUCCUUCCCCAAGGCCCGGCGAGGGGGCACCAGCGUCCUGCGGAAGAGGAACAGCGAGCCCGUGGGCCUGGGCCCCGCGCGGUCAACGCCGCCCCUGUCCCCUCUGACCGUGGGCAUCGAGGAGCGCGAGCUGGUGACCGGACUGGCCCAGUUUGAGCUCCAGAGUGCCAAGGGCGCAGAGGAGCCCGCCCCGCCGAAUCCCAGUACCUCCUGCCCCACAGAGCUGGGCGCCCGCGUGGAGGGGGUGCCGCCUUCCCUGGGUGCCACCGCGGACAACCUGAGGCCUGGGGAUCGCACAAGAGAGCCCAGCCCAGACCUGGAGGAGGACAGCAGGGUCCCGGAGGAGCCCAGCGGGCUCUCCGCGGGCAGCAGUGACCCCGAGAAUAAAGACGCGGGGCGGCUCUUCUGCAUCUCCGACGCCACCGACUGCUCGCUGACGCUGGACUAUUCCGAGGGCACGGACAGCAGGCCCGAAGGCGAGGACCCAGGAGGCGACGAGGGCCAGGGGGAUACCCCGGCACCCACCGAGACCCCUGUCUCCAGCCCCGCGCGGGAGGCCCCGGCGCCGGGCCCCAGGAAAAGCGAGCCCAGCGGCAGAGGGGGCCUGGGCAGGGACAGGCUGGCCAAAGGCAAGGACACGCUGGCGCCCAAGAGAAACUCCCUCAAGGAGACGCCCCCGGGGGCCCCCAAGGCCACAGGGAUCGCACGUCGGAGCCAGGCUGCGGCGACACCCCGGCCCGGGCCCGCGCGGCCAGCAAGCGCAGCCGUGCGCACCUUGACGGCGUCGGAGAACGAGAGCAUGCGCAAGGUCGUGCCCAUCUCGCGUUCCAACCGGGCCGCGGGGGGCUGGAAGCGGCCGCCCCGGGAGUCCCCCAGCACCUCGGAGCCCGCCUGGGUGCGCCGCAGCUCUGUGAAGGGCACCUCGGACACGUCGCCCCGCAGACCCUCGACGGGCGGCACGGCCGAGGAGCCCCGGCUCCAGCGCGCCAGCGGCUCAGUCAGCUCGCGGCCCAGCAAGGAGUCGUCCACACUGCAGGCCCGCAGCUCCUUGCGGAAACCCAGCGCCAAACCCCUGCGCAACCUGCCCCGGGCAAACCAGAAACCCGACGAGAAUAAGAUCUGUAGGUCCAACUCCCAGGAGGGCCCCGAAGAGGAGCCCAAGACGCCGCCACCCCCCGCUCCCAGUGUCCCGCGCGCCCCCGCCACGGUGCCCAACUUCGCCCGCAACACGGUGGCCUCAUCAUCGCGGUGCAUGAAAACCGACACCCCGCCAGUGGCCAGGGCGCCGGGCCUUACCCGGACAGUCUCCCAGCGGCAGCUGAGGAUGAAGGGUGCGCCCGAGGACACCUCCCCAAAGGACAGCGGCGCCCUGCGGCGUGCCAGCAGCGCGCGGUCCCCCAAGAAGAGCGCGGAGUCAGCCGUGGAGGGACCCGGGUCGACCUCGGAGGCCUCCCCGAAGGGCAGAGCGGCUGGGGAGAGGGGUUCCCUCAGGCUUAGGGACGCGCAUCAGCGGACCGCUCUGGGGAAAAUCCUCAACCCCCUACGGAAGUAA
Sorex fumeus (smoky shrew) is the source of this 3874-nucleotide messenger RNA. It is a transcript of the gene FHDC1, whose product is annotated as FH2 domain containing 1. NCBI's taxonomy places the organism in Eukaryota, Metazoa, Chordata, Mammalia, Eulipotyphla, Soricidae. The coding region runs from base 476 to 3874 and encodes 1132 amino acids. The record is from RefSeq and is a predicted model, not a curated record. The transcript has 12 exons.